UUGACUUUAACUCUAGCGAAGCUGCUAUGGCAUAUAAAUGAUCCAAAAUCAUGGCAGAGCCGUCAAGCUUGAGUCCUUUUAAUUUAUUAGAGAAUUGAAGAAGGAUGGAAAAGGUUGUGGGAAUCAAACAACUCCGUGCAUCUAAACACGAAGUACGCCUAAAAAACUAUCCUGCGGUGCCGCAAUGGGUAGUUGUUAUGUACAACACCGUCUUCUUCAGGACAUGCAUCACUCAUCCAGACUCCAGAAUGGAUCGUUUUUGUGCUGAUUGCUAUUCUUCUUUGUGCUCAAAUUGUCUUCCAGCUCAUGCUCGCCAUAAGCACGUCAAGAUUCGAAGAUAUAUCUAUAGCGAUGUAAUCAAUCGGCAAGACUUGUCCAAGCUCUUCAACUGCUCUGGCAUACAGACUUAUGUUACAAAUAAAGCUAGAGUGCUAUUCUUGAAGCAAAGGAACCGUUAUCAUCGUCACCAACAGCAGCAAAUUAAUUUCAAGGACUAUAGAUGCAUCAUCUGUCACAGAAGUUUGCAAGAUAAUUGUUCACACUAUUGCAGUAUUGAAUGCAAGGUUACGGCUAUUUAUGGAGGCGAGUGUAGGAAAGAUCAAUACCGAAUUCAACAUCUCAAGAGGCGAAAAUUAAAGCAAUCAAGAAAAGGAGUUCCGCUAAGAGCCCCAAUGUUCUAACGUACCACGGGGAUACCAUUGGGAUGAAUUAAUUAGUAUGUAUUAUACUAUAAUGCGUGAUUAUAUAUAAUUCAUAGUAUAAAAUUGUAACUAUGCUUGUAUCUUUUACACCCCCGGCCGGGGAGAAGAAAUGUUUGUAUUUGUUUAUUAAUUAGUCUCUAGGGUUUAAAGUUUUAACCACGUAAAAUAAAA
Populus trichocarpa (black cottonwood) is the source of this 872-nucleotide messenger RNA. Its product is annotated as protein RGF1 INDUCIBLE TRANSCRIPTION FACTOR 1. Gene Ontology annotation, molecular function: zinc ion binding. The record is from RefSeq and is a predicted model, not a curated record. The transcript has 5 exons. Lineage: Eukaryota; Viridiplantae; Streptophyta; Magnoliopsida; Malpighiales; Salicaceae. Bases 105 to 680 code for a protein of 191 amino acids.